AUGGACCGGUUUGUCAUCCGACAUAAAAGGCAAAACGAAAAAAGUGAGUUCGGUGAAUCUUCCUCAAUAGCGAGUGACAGUUCGAAUGACAAAAAGGCGAAAUUGGAUAAAAAUAAGCCAGAGGAAUCGGCUGUUGCUGUUCAACCGGAUUCUACAUUAACGAAAAUACCGGCUUCGUUUCCAAGUUGGAAGAAAAAUAAUCCGUGGCUUUGUCUUAAUGAAAAUUAUCGUGCAAUCUGCACUAUCUGUACCGAAGCUUACAAUAAAAAUUUAGUGCUACGCCUCGACUCCCAUGAACUGAAAUCCAAAGUUACCUGGGUGCAGACUGGAUUUUUUUAUUGGAAACAUGCAGCUGAUCGAAUAAAAAAGCAUCAAAAAAGUUCACUGCAUCUCAAGUGCACAGAAGCUUUAAAAAAUCUCAAAACGGUCAACGUCGUUCAGCAUUUGUCCACAGCUACCUUGAAACAGAUGAUGGAUCAUCGGACGGCAUUAAAAAAGAUAUUCAGUACGUUGAGGAUUUUGGGAAGGCAAGGCUUGGCAAUUCGUGGGGCGGCAAACGACGAAGAUUCAAAUUUUAUGACAAUCUUAAGAGCGCGAGCCGAAGAUGUCUUAGAGCUGGAAUCGUGGCUUAGUAGAACAGGUCAUAAAUGGCUGCACCAUGAUAUUCAAAAUGAAAUAUUGGAAAUCAUGGCUAAUAAAAUUAUGACCGAAAAUAUUGAGAAAAUUAAAAAAUCCGAAUUCUACGCUAUACUUUUGGAUGAAACACCAGACGUGUCAAGAAUGGAGCAAAUUUCAAUUUACUUUAGAGUUGCUUCACCAGAUCUUGUAUCCUCGGAAUAUUUUAUGGGAUUUUAUUCAACAACAAGUACUAAAGCCGGGACAUUGUUCGACAUAGUAAAAGAUGUCCUUUUACGCUUUCAACUGCCGUUAGAAAAACUAAGAGGCCAAUGCUAUGAUGGCGCGUCUAAUGUGUCUGGGAGACUCUCUGGCUUACAACAGCGGAUACAAGAAGAAGAACCUAGGGCCCUUUUUGUACAUUGUAACGCCCAUAAUCUCAAUUUAGCAGUCCAAGACAGUAUUGAAAAAGUCCUGGAAGCGAGAAAAUUUCUCGGAGUAAUGAAGGAGAUGAUAAACUUCGUGCGAGACUCACCAAAACGCAUCGCACGAUUUCAGGACCUUCAAGCCUAUGAGGGAGAAGAAAAUGGAGAAGAUUUCCCAGCUCUAGCCGCAUACUGUCCCACAAGGUAUGAAUAA
This is a messenger RNA of Brassicogethes aeneus, 1254 nucleotides long. The record is from the annotation of a GenBank genome assembly. NCBI's taxonomy places the organism in Eukaryota, Metazoa, Arthropoda, Insecta, Coleoptera, Nitidulidae.